GCUUUCUGCCAUCCUGGGCGCUAGAGGGAAUUGCGCUGCAAUUCAUUCAAUUAUUUCUCAGUCUCAAUAGAUGACAAACCCCUUGCCCUUACCUCUGAUUUAAGAGAAAGCCACAGAUGGCUCCCUGCAGAGCGAGGACUGGGCUCUCAACAUGGAGAUCUGUGACAUCAUCAACGAGACGGAGGAAGGUCCCAAAGAUGCCCUCCGAGCAGUAAAGAAGAGAAUCGUGGGAAAUAAGAACUUCCACGAGGUGAUGCUGGCUCUCACAGUCUUAGAAACCUGUGUCAAGAACUGCGGGCACCGCUUCCACGUGCUGGUGGCCAGCCAGGACUUCGUGGAGAGUGUGCUGGUGAGGACCAUCCUGCCCAAGAACAACCCACCCACCAUUGUGCAUGACAAGGUGCUCAACCUCAUCCAGUCCUGGGCUGACGCGUUCCGCAGCUCGCCCGAUCUGACAGGUGUGGUCACCAUCUAUGAGGACCUGCGGAGGAAAGGCCUGGAGUUCCCCAUGACUGACCUGGACAUGCUGUCACCCAUCCACACACCCCAGAGGACCGUGUUCAACUCAGAGACACAAUCAGGACAGGAUUCUGUGGGCUCUGACGCCAGCCAGCAAGAGGACUCUGGCCAGCACACUGCCCCUCUGCCCACCCCGCCCAUGCUCUCCGGCGACACACCCAUAGCACCAACGCCGGAGCAGAUUGGGAAGCUGCGCAGUGAGCUGGAGAUGGUGAGUGGGAACGUGAGGGUGAUGUCGGAGAUGCUGACGGAGCUGGUCCCCACUCAGGUCGAGCCUGCAGACCUGGAGCUGCUGCAGGAGCUCAACCGCACGUGCCGAGCCAUGCAGCAGCGGGUCCUGGAGCUCAUCCCUCAGAUCGCCAAUGAGCAGCUGACAGAGGAGCUGCUCAUCGUCAAUGACAAUCUCAACAACGUGUUCCUGCGCCAUGAACGGUUUGAACGGUUCCGAACAGGCCAGACCACCAAGGCCCCAAGUGAGGCUGAGCCGGCAGCUGACCUGAUCGACAUGGGCCCUGAGCCAGCAGCCACCGGCAACCUCUCAUCCCAGCUGGCAGGAAUGAACCUGGGCUCCAGCAGUGUGAGAGCUGGCCUGCAGUCUCUGGAGGCCUCUGGUCGACUGGAAGAUGAGUUUGACAUGUUUGCGCUGACACGGGGCAGCUCACUGGCUGACCAACGGAAAGAGGUAAAAUACGAAGCCCCCCAAGCAACAGACGGCCUGGCUGGAGCCCUGGACGCCCGGCAGCAGAGCACUGGCGCGAUCCCAGUCACCCAGGCCUGCCUCAUGGAGGACAUCGAGCAGUGGCUGUCCACUGACGUGGGGAAUGAUGUGGAAGAGCCUAAGGGGGUCACCAGCGAAGGUAAAUUUGACAAAUUCCUGGAAGAACGGGCCAAAGCCGCGGAUCGAUUGCCCAACCUCUCCAGCCCCUCAGCUGAGGGGCCCCCGGGUCCCCCACCUGGCCCAGCACCCCGGAAGAAGACCCAGGAGAAAGAUGAUGACAUGCUGUUUGCCUUAUGAGUGUGGGGUCUGGCACCCUGCAGCCCAGGUCCCCACUGCUCUCACACCCUUAGGCUGGGACCUCCCUCCCUCCUCUGGUGUCAAGGCUGCUUUGGGGGUGGCUCGUUACCCCCUUUUUCUCCUCUUUGAAGAUGGAGCUGCCUCAGCUGCGGCUGGGGGUGUGGAGGCAGUGGGAUGAACUGGGGACAGGUCUGCACUGCAGUGGGGUCUGGCUGCUCUGCCUCCUUUCCCACCCCAGCUGACCAUGAGACUUUGCUAAGAAGUGGAGGCCCCAGGACAGGCUGGCUGGCUGGCUGACCCAGUGUGACUCUCCUUCACUGAGUGAUACCCUGCUCCGGGCCCAUGCCCCAUGGAGCCCUUCAGAGCCCACACUGCCAGUCGAGGCCUGGCUGGAAGCUGGCCACAGUGGAGAUUGUGCCGAGCCUGCUGUCCAUUCCCCGCUCUGCUGCGUGGGGCCCCAUGGCUUUGGCUGGCCAUCAAGGGCAGGGUGUGGAGGUGUGGAGACCCUCUGAGGAGCUGCGGCGGCCCAGGUACGAAGCUGCAACUCUGCACGCAGUGGGCGAGAUCUCACCAGCCCCAGGCUGCAGGUGAGGCUUCAGGGGCCGCUGGGGCCCCACUGCCCCUCCACUGCCUUGUCCUCCAUCCUUCCUCUGUUCCUUCUGGCCGGGCACCACAGCACUGGGGCUCACCUCUUGGUUGAUCCUCUUGUACUGGGAGGGGUGCCUUUUGUGUCCCCAAUUAAAGGUAGAAAACUACCCUGCUAGCA
Molecule: messenger RNA, 2300 nt
Organism: Mandrillus leucophaeus (drill)
Lineage: Eukaryota; Metazoa; Chordata; Mammalia; Primates; Cercopithecidae
Gene: TOM1
Product: target of myb1 (chicken)
Exons: 15
Coding region: 152-1534 (460 amino acids)
Biological process (GO): signal transduction
Cellular component (GO): membrane; endosome
Molecular function (GO): clathrin binding; ubiquitin binding; phosphatidylinositol binding
Source: RefSeq, a predicted model, not a curated record